Echinostoma caproni is the source of this 2637-nucleotide messenger RNA. The record is from the annotation of a GenBank genome assembly. Lineage: Eukaryota; Metazoa; Platyhelminthes; Trematoda; Plagiorchiida; Echinostomatidae.
AUGCUAUCCAUGUUUUCCCGCAAACAGAAAACCAAAUGCAGAAAGAAUACCUCUGAAACAGGGCACAUUGAGAUUUUGGAUGGUAGCAUGGAGAUGCGUGAUUCCCAUCCACCUCAAUUUCUCAAAAAUGGGAAAUCUACAAAAUCGAGAACUACAACGCAUCGAUCAGGUCGUGGGAAAAUUCGAGCCAGUAGCGCCUCACCGCAACCAGUUUCAUCCGUUCGACGUAUUCCAGGCAUCUCAGUCACUUUCGAAUCUACCUUGCCAACUCAAGUGUGGCAAGCAUCUCCCAGCCCUUCACCACCACUCCUAUUGGACGGCCAAUCGAAGCUCCUCAACCAACGUAUGGUGUCCUCCUUGUCCGACAACUGGGCCGAGAAACCCCGAGGUUCAGCGAGACAAACAUCCGAACGUCGACUGCGUGGAAGAGGUGAUUCGAAAUCAUUUCAAAGCUGGCUUGCAGACAUGGAUGCAGACGAUAGUAGUGAUGAAACAAACCAUUCUGGCCAGAGUAAUGGUUCACUGAGUAGCUGUUCUAGCAGUGAUGAAUCGCUUACCGGACCCGAGAGACCGGGUGAAUGUAAAACCAGCAGUAGCACAACGACAGUGACCACAGACAGCACAUCCAGUUUGGAUCUGCGAAUGGUUUCAAACAGUGAUGGAAAUCUGGUUCAGUCGGUAGCUAACGCGAUGACCAGACGUUAUUCAGUUGGGCAACAACAUCAAAACCGAAAGAAAGACCGAUCUAACCUUUCCAAUCGAAAGUGUCUCUCAGAGAAGAAGCGACGCAACCUUCCGGUGCAUGCGGUGAGUAGCAGCAGCUCAAGCAGCGAGGAAGAUCUCGAAGCUUUGGGUUGGGAUGAACGCACUAUAUCCGCACUGACUAGCCGAAACAAAACACGUCAAGCUACAGCUCUCAGGCAGUCUACAACAGCACAGAAUUUAAGCGGAAAAUUCCAGAAGCACUCAAAGGAUUUUCCACCAGUCAAUAAUUCUACAACAAAAAGUUCGAAUAGUUGGUCGAACCAAAAUGCCAAUGUAUGUAUGCCACUACAGCCCCUGGCACCACUCCGAGUGGAUUAUGAACAGGUCUAUGUGGGCACUACAGUUAAUCACCCUCAGUCUUGUGUUCUCUCCAGGAGAGCACAUAAACUCUCAAAUGAAGAACAAGUGGACUAUAUAAAUCGACCGACGAACAAUCGAGCUAUAGCCAAUGAAAAUCCGUUCGCAUACAACAUCGGUCCAAUGGCUGGACAAGGCAGUGACCUACUAGCUGCUAUCACAGCUGACUACAAACCACUGCCGGAAUGGGAACAACAAUACAAGGUUAUUCCUGUGAGAAAAGGCGAUUAUGUGUGUGUUCUUAGCAGGCCGAUGAAAAGCAGAACAUCUUCGGAGGCGGUCACUACAAAACGAUCAACCAAAGAGCGAAACGGUCAAAACUCUGGGUCAGCAAAUGCGAAUGCGGCUGAUGAUGAUGCGAACACGUGGUUGUACGUGCGUCGAUGGUGUGUCGAUCAUUUAGUGGCCACCGGUCCACCUGGUUUCGUGCCAAGAAAUCACUGCCGCCUACUGCCCAGUUCGGAACUUCUUCGAUUAUGGCACCAAAAUCAAACAACACGGAACAACCGAAUGCACACCAGUGUUCCUUCGGCAUCCUCAGCUAGCGCAGAUCCUGAUGUGAAUAAUACAUUACACUCUUGCACACGUUCACUCGCAGAACAUGAUUAUCUACAGAGUAACUGUGCGCGAGUACACAAUACAUCCAUGGAUUUCCCUUCACCAUCUACAACCUCAUCUAUUUCGGCUCAAAAUCGGUUCCCAUACGGUUCCUACAGACCGGAUAUUCCGCGUUAUCCAUUUGCCUAUCCCACAAGUUCGUUGUGCGCGAACCAUCCGCAGAUUCCCCCGCCUCCUCCAGGCUUUGGUUCUGGUGGAUCGCUUGGUUCGGAAACCGAAGAUAGAGAUUCCGGUCGUGGACCAAGUUCUGGCUCAGAAUGGGGCAGUGGACGAGGAGGUAGCUCCAGUGUGACUCUGGACCAGAGUGCAGUUGAAAAGACUGCAAGCGAUACGGGAAUUGAACGCCGAACAGUCCCCAAUACUGAACGAUCCAGAAAUGUGAAAAGUGCUGAAGAGUCUCAACUGGGUUGGUAUGCUCCAGAUGGUUCCGUUUGGUCCAGUGAACCCAGUUCAUCUAAUCGAGAUGAUGGAAUUUAUUCACAUGACUCUGCACUACAAAGUCCCAACGACAGUGAUCUGACACCACAAUUACUAAACCGAACCCUGGUGAACUAUGCACUGAGCUCAGGUGAACAUCAAGUCAUAGGACAGCCUGUGCCCGCCUCUCCACUAAUGCUAACAACACGGACAAGCUGUACUCCGGUUUUAGAAAUGAGACCAGCCGGCACACCAACACUGUUUGCUCGGGGUCUCCCGGUGAACGUGAUACAUCCUACAGAUAGUUUGAUUACGAGCACAACCACAUGCGCAACCGUCAUUGAGACCAAACUCGUUGCUGACACGGACAAUUCGACGGUAGAGCAACGAACCGAAACACCAGACCCCAACUGUUGGGAGCCCUAUCAAACAGUGAUUCACGUGAAUGAAAAUAGUCUAGAAAAGUUCACACUCGUUUGA